AUGUUUUCCGAUUGCCAGGUGACUUCCAGGUCAGGGCCACUUUGUAUAGUGAGCGUGAAGGUAGAGGGGGGGCUCGUGAAGACGGAGCCCGCUGAUGAGGGGGAGGGAGAGAGCAGGACGGCAGGCGAGUGCGGGAGCGAGACCGAACUAGACACGAACGAGAGCGGCAUCUUUCGGCGGACCCGCGCGGGACUCAAAUCAGCCCGUUCUCAAGUGUGUCAUAUAUGCACACAAGAGUUUAAGAAAAUUAACAAAUUCAAGGCACACAUGAAAACACACAGGAGUGAGAAGCCUUUGUACUGCGAGCAGUGCGACAAGCGGUUCAACUGCGUGAACACUUUAAAGGUUCAUCAGCGAACUCACCGGCCGCACUCCUGCGGGACGUGUUACAAGACGUUUGCACUACUCAGUGACUUACAGCACCAUGAACGAACUCACAAAGGGGAGAAACCUUACUGCUGUUCCACGUGUAAGAAAGAGUUCGCUUAUCCGUCCCAUUUAAAGCACCAUGCGAAAAUACAUACUAAUGAGAAACCGUUCGCGUGCAAAGUCUGUAACACUGCGUUUUCGAAACUGAACAAUUUGAAAAGACAUGAAUUUAUACAUACGGGAGAGAAACCAUUUGUGUGCGACGUGUGCAAAAAGGAGUUCGCUUUUUUGGUUGCAUUAAAAGUACACAUUGGAAUACACAAAAACGAGAAACCAUACUCUUGCGAUAUAUGUAGAAAGAAGUUUACACAAAAGAGCUAUUUACUGACACAUGCGCGAAUACAUUCGGAUGAUAAGCCGUUCGUGUGUGAAGUGUGCACAAAGGCGUUUAGGGGCUCGAGUGCAUUGAGGAGGCAUGAGCGGAUACACACGGGGGAGAAACGUUACUCGUGCAGAGUCUGCGCGUACGAGUUUACAGAUUUGAGUAAUCUGAAGAGACAUGAACGACUCCAAGUUUGCCUGAAGACAUAACAAGUGAUAAUAAUAAGUCUACAUUUAAAUCUGUUUAAAAAACCAUUACCAUACAUCGUAGUAAUUGAUCACCAACUUUAAGUUACAUAACUAUAGUUCGUUUUUUUAGCAUCAGAAAGAACUUGCAAGAAGGUAAGCGAUCUUUUUUUAAUCUUGACGUCUUUUAAUUGAAAAACGCUUUUUAAAAACCAAAAACUAUUACUUAUGAAAGCAGAAGAAUAUAAACGAUGGUAUUAGAUUCAUAAUUGUUACAUAUUUGCCGUAACUUAUUUUUAAAAUGUGUUUUUCAAUUAAAAGACACAUCAAGAUUGUUUACCUUUUUUCUAAUGCUAAAAAAAACGAGAUAUAGAGACUGAUGACCCCACAUUCAAACUCAUUGUUGAGUUUUGUGGGGCUACGACUACAGCCACUGUAUCUUAUUUUAUUAAAUAUAUAAAUAAGUAGUGCCAGGUCCGUAUAGUAUGUCGAUUUACAAGAAUUGUGAAUUCGCAGUCUAUCAUUUUAAGAAAUUAAAGUAAGUGCGGCUGGAUUACUGAUAAGUGUUAACUCAAUUAAUUUAAAGAUUUGUUGUACUAUUAAAACUAUAUGAAUCUCUCAAAUUCAAAAUGAUUAAAUAAUUGAAUUGCGUUAAUUGGAAAUUGGAAUGUACUUAUUUGUAUUUUUUGCGAAAACCUUCUAGAUAGGUGCAGCCUGGAAUAGAGUUAAGGUGCGUCCAUAUCUAACAUGCGAAGCGUAAUCGUUAGAUGUGAACGCACCUUUAAAGAAACUUGUGCAAUAUGAUUAAAAAAUAUUAAAAAAAUAAUAAUACCAA
Molecule: messenger RNA, 1771 nt
Organism: Cydia fagiglandana
Lineage: Eukaryota; Metazoa; Arthropoda; Insecta; Lepidoptera; Tortricidae
Product: gastrula zinc finger protein XlCGF7.1-like
Exons: 3
Coding region: 1-960 (319 amino acids)
Biological process (GO): regulation of transcription by RNA polymerase II
Molecular function (GO): RNA polymerase II cis-regulatory region sequence-specific DNA binding; DNA-binding transcription factor activity, RNA polymerase II-specific
Source: RefSeq, a predicted model, not a curated record